CUCCAUCACGAACACGCACAUCCCGCUCCACCAUCUCCCACAACUUCACCCAUCCACCGCACUCACUGCCAUCUUCUAGCGCCAUCCUGAUCGCUCCCGCUCCUUGGCGCCCUUCCGCUAUCACCCGCCACCAUGUCGACGCUCGAGGAUCUCGAUGAUUUGGAGCGCGAUGGCAAGAAGGAGGAGAACAACGAUGGCGACAAGGACAAGAAGAACGAUCAGAACAAGGACGCCGACAUGAAAGACGCAAGUGGCGAGCAAAAGGAGGAAGAGGAGGAAGAGAUCGAUGCCGAAAUCCUCAACUCAAGCACACGCGACAUCAAGGCCCGACGGAGGUUACUGGAGAACGACACGCGCAUCAUGAAAUCGGAAUUCCAGCGUCUUUCACACGAGAAGCAGAGCAUGCUGGACAAGAUCAAAGACAACGUCGACAAGAUUGACAACAACCGGCAACUACCUUAUCUCGUGGGCAACGUAGUUGAGAUUCUGGAUCUGGACGUGGAAGCGGAAGCGAAGGAAGAAGGCGCCAACAUCGAUCUUGAUGCUACUCGUGUCGGCAAAUCGGCAGUCAUUAAGACAUCCACACGACAGACCAUCUUCCUUCCGCUGAUAGGAUUGGUCGACCACGAGAAGCUGAAGCCGGGUGAUCUUAUUGGUGUUAACAAGGACUCAUAUCUGAUUCUCGAUACGCUUCCCGCUGAGUACGACAGUAGAGUCAAGGCCAUGGAGGUCGAUGAGAAGCCGACGGAGAAGUACACGGAUGUCGGUGGUCUUGAUAAGCAGAUCGAAGAGUUGGUCGAGGCUGUGGUGUGGCCGAUGAAGGAGGCGGAGCGCUUCAAGAAGAUCGGCAUCAAAGCACCGAAGGGCGCGUUAAUGUACGGUCCUCCCGGAACUGGCAAGACACUUCUUGCUCGUGCUUGCGCCGCUCAAACCGAAGCCACCUUCCUCAAACUCGCCGGCCCGCAACUGGUGCAAAUGUUCAUCGGAGAUGGCGCGAAGCUCGUACGCGAUUGCUUCGCUCUUGCGAAAGAGAAGGCACCCUCAAUCAUCUUCAUCGAUGAGUUGGAUGCCGUGGGAACGAAGCGUUUCGACAGCGAGAAGAGUGGUGACAGAGAAGUGCAGAGAACUAUGUUGGAGCUGCUGAACCAGCUGGAUGGUUUCGCAUCAGACGAUCGCAUCAAGGUGUUGGCUGCGACCAACAGAGUUGAUGUGCUGGAUCCUGCGCUGCUGAGAUCCGGUCGUCUGGACAGAAAGAUCGAGUUUCCCCUGCCGAACGAGGAGGCACGAGCACAAAUUCUGCGCAUCCACAGCCGAAAGAUGACAGUAGACGAGGGUGUGAACUGGCCUGAGCUGUCACGAAGCACGGAUGAGUUUGGAGGUGCUAUGCUGAAGGCUGUUUGUGUGGAGGCUGGCAUGAUUGCACUGCGCAGUGGGCACAGCAAGAUCUCACACGAGCACUACGUGGAUGCGAUCGCGGAAGUGCAGGCGAAGAAGAAGGACACUGUCAACUUCUAUGCUUAAGCGUGGCAUUACAUGGCGUGGCGCCCAGGAGCGCAUCGGUAGAUCAUGUAUACUACUUGACACGAAUCACAACCAAAUUCAUGUACGAUCGAAGUCUACGUUCUGCAUCUAUAACUUCAUCUGUCUUCGCGCCUCGCCGAUCGUUGAACCGAAGCAAACAUGGGAUUCGUUAAGCAGCACGUGUGCGCGCUUACGUUGUCGC
Molecule: messenger RNA, 1723 nt
Organism: Cercospora beticola
Lineage: Eukaryota; Fungi; Ascomycota; Dothideomycetes; Mycosphaerellales; Mycosphaerellaceae
Gene: RPT5
Product: proteasome regulatory particle base subunit RPT5
Biological process (GO): proteasome-mediated ubiquitin-dependent protein catabolic process
Cellular component (GO): proteasome regulatory particle, base subcomplex
Molecular function (GO): ATP hydrolysis activity; proteasome-activating activity; ATP binding
Source: RefSeq, a predicted model, not a curated record